This is a messenger RNA of Capsaspora owczarzaki ATCC 30864, 1255 nucleotides long. RefSeq names its product NAD-dependent epimerase/dehydratase. The record is from RefSeq and is a predicted model, not a curated record. NCBI's taxonomy places the organism in Eukaryota, Filasterea, Ministeriida, Capsasporidae. Gene Ontology annotation, molecular function: oxidoreductase activity, acting on the CH-OH group of donors, NAD or NADP as acceptor. The transcript is spliced from 2 exons. The coding region runs from base 71 to 1075 and encodes 334 amino acids.
CAGAUUGAAAGAAAAAAACCAAACAAACACAAACAAGCAAACAAGCAAACAAGCAAACAAGAACGACGAAAUGGCGCAGCAGACAGUGCUUGUGACGGGCGGAUCCGGCUUUAUUGCAAGCUGGUGCAUCAGCGUUCUCCUCGAGCGCGGAUUUAAAGUGCGCGCCACGGUGCGGUCGACAGCCAAGGAGGCCUCUGUGCGCGCCGCAGUCACGCCGGCCGCUGCCGUGCACGUCAAGGACAACCUCACAUGCGUCGUGGCAGACCUCACUGCAGACGCCGGCUGGGACGAGGCCGUUGCCGGGUGCGAGUACGCGAGCGACCCCGAGGAGGUCAUCCGUCCGGCUCGCGAGGGCACCCUGCGUGUGCUGCGAGCUGCCACGCGCGCGGGCGUCAAGCGCGUGGUUGUGACGUCGAGUCUCGCGGCGGUCGUUCCGCCCAACGUCGACGAGGACAAGAUCUUUGACGAGCAGAUCUGGACCGACACGUCCGAUCCCGCUCUGUCGACGUACCGUCGUUCAAAGACACUUGCAGAGCGGGCGGCGUGGGAGUUCUUCCAGAACGAGCCGAGCACCACGACGACCCUGACGACCAUUCUGCCGGGCAUGGUUCUCGGUCCCCUCCUCUCGCCCGCGCAUCUCGAGGGCUCCACCAAAAUGAUUCAUCGCUUGCUGAAUGGCUCGCCCAGUCUCUGCCCGCGCAUCUCCAUGAUGAUUACGGAUGUGCGCGAUCUUGCCGACGCCCAUGUCGCUGCGCUCACGAGUCCCGACGCUGCUGGCCAGCGACUGAUUAUUACCUCAGAGAUGAAGCUCCUGCUCGACGUGGCCACCAUUCUGCGCGAAGAGCUGACUGCCGAGGAGGCCGCCAACGUGCCCGUCCGCAACAUGCCCGACUGGAUUCUGCGCAUCAUGGGCUGGUUUAGCGGCGAAAUUGCCAUGAUCGUGCCGAUGAUUGGCCGCAAGGCUUGCUGGAGCGCGGCGAAUGCCCAAAAGCGCAUUGGCUUUACGCCCCGCCCCGCCCGCACGACCAUUGUCGACUGUGCCCGCAGCUUGCUGGAGCUUCCCAAGUCGACUUGAAGAAGUUGCAAAAAAAGUUUUCGCUUCUCUUUUCUCGGUUUUCUUUUCUCGUCUUGUUUUGUAUUCCGCUUUUUUCGUUAUUGAAUUCAUUGUUAAUGAUGUUGUGUUAUUUUGCUUAUUUGUUGCCUUGACCAUCAGCCAGGGAUGGCUGUAUUAAGUACACAUAAAGUGCGCGCUCAG